AUGGUUAUCAAGGCUAAAUUUCAAGAUAAGUAUCACCAAUGGAAGAAUAACUGGCAACUUUCAUCUAUAUGGCCUGAAAUUGGUAUUGGAGCUGAUAGCUUAAUAUGGAAAGGAGAAAUAAAAGGUAACCUCACAACCUCCUCUGCAAUCAACUUAGUGAGAAAUAAAGAACAGUCCUUGCAUUGUCACAAAUAUAUAUGGAACUCAUAUUUGCAUCCUGCUAUAGCAAGCAACAUCUGGAAAAUAGUUCAGGGGGCAUAUGUCGAUGAUUCAGUAUUGAUUGAAAGAAAGUAUGACUUGGAUUCAAGAUGUUGCAUUUGUGAAGAAGAACAUGAUAAUAUGCACCAUUUAUUAUGGGAGUGCAAAUUCAGUAAAGAAAUUUGGAAAUGGAUAUGCUCAAUAUUUCAACUAAAGGUCCCAAAUUCUCUUGAAGUAGUGUGGAGCAAUGCAAAAGGUAAAAGUCCUUUUUUCAAAGAAUGUUGGAUUAUUGCUGCUUGUGCAACUCUAAAAGAGCUAUGGUUUCAAAAGAAUAAGAUGCUCUUUGAGCAAGUCAAACCUAAUAUUCAAAGCUUUAAAAGCAGAAUCAAAAAAGCAGUAUAUGAAGGAGGCUUCAGAAUAAAAAGCAACAUGUGGAAUAAUGACAAUGAUAACCAGGUAAUUCUCUUCUUUAAUCUGGGAGCAAGAAAAAUUAAAUUUCAACACAUCAAACCUUGCUUCUGGAUACCACCAAGUGCUGGUUAUGUUAUGUUUUGCUGUGAUGGAGCAUCCAUUGGCAAUCCAGGAGCUGCUGGUUUUGGUGUAGUAAUAAGAGAUCACUUGAGUCAGGUAUUGGGAGACAUUAUAGGGGGAUUUGGCAUUGCUACUAAUUACAUAGCAGAAGUGUAUGAAAUCAUUGGAGCAGUUGAAUUAGCUGUUGAUUGGAAGUUGCAAAACAUAAUUCUUAACUCAGAUUCCAAAACAGUUAUAUCAGAAUUUGCAGAAAUAAGAUGCCAUGGUUUGUAA
This is a messenger RNA of Papaver somniferum (opium poppy), 1002 nucleotides long. RefSeq lists its product as uncharacterized. Gene Ontology annotation, molecular function: nucleic acid binding; RNA-DNA hybrid ribonuclease activity. NCBI's taxonomy places the organism in Eukaryota, Viridiplantae, Streptophyta, Magnoliopsida, Ranunculales, Papaveraceae. Bases 1 to 1002 code for a protein of 333 amino acids. The transcript has 2 exons. The record is from RefSeq and is a predicted model, not a curated record.